GGCAUUCAGUUACAGUAAACCCUUCGUGGCUGCUGGUUGUAAUACGGUACCAACCGCAGCUGCAGUUCAACGUUCUCGACAAAAACAAAAUCAGCACAAUUGUCGGUCGCAGCGACGAGUCUGGGUAGCAGUUCUGUUUACUAUUUCUCAAUACAAUUUGUUGCACGGCUCUUACAACUGAUAACAACCAUUAAAGAACGAUGGCAAUUCAGAACGGCAUGUACCACCAGCAGCCAGUGGACGAACUAAGUAUCCAAGAUUACCGAGAACGCUUGCCGAACUUGCGCAUUCGACCGCGACUGCGCACACUCUGCAGCUUAGCAACAGUUCGAAGACGCAUUCACGUGCUGCAUUGGCUGCCCAAAUACCAGCUCAAUCAUCUACCAUCGGAUAUUAUCGCAGGAGUGACAGUCACCCUGACGGCAAUUCCUCAAAGUAUUGCCUACGGCAUUUUAGCGAACCUGCAACCUCAAGACGGAAUAUACUCUAAUCUUGUUGGAUGUUUGGUGUAUUUUCUGUUCGGCAGCGUUAAGGAUGUAACCAUUGCUCCAACCUCCAUUAUGGCCAUUAUGAUUCAGGGGGUGGUGCUUCAGCUGGGCUACGGCACAGCACUGCUGACGCUGCUGGCCGGAGCGAUCACCCUACUGUUCGGUGUCCUAAAUUUAGGUAUUUUGGUACGGUUUAUAUCGAUGCCGGUCAUUACCGGCUUUACUACGGCAGCUUGUCUGACCAUUGGAAGCUCACAGUUGAAAUCAUUGUUCGGCAUCAGUAGUCCUGGGAAAAGCAGCGAUUUCAUUGAUGCAUGGGAGAACGUCAUCACCAACAUCGGUGAAACCAGGCUUUGGGAUACGUUGCUCGGGUUUUGCUCGAUAGGAUUUCUGGUUGUUUUUAAGUUAACAAGCAACUGUGGCCAAGGUAAUAUUCGGACGGUCUUCAAAUACUUGUCGUUACUUCGUAACGCUUUGAUUGUGGUCAUUGGUGCCAGCUUGGCAUACGCAUUUUAUGUUAACGGUGUGCAACCUUUCAAACUGACCGGUCACGUAGACUCGGGCGUACCGCCAUUCCACAUACCGCCUUUUUCAAUCACUAACAACGGUACAUAUUACUCCUUUUCGGACAUGAUUUCAACCAUGGGAACAUCUAUUAUUGCGAUUCCGUUGGUGUCAACGUUAGAGAUUAUUUCUAUUGGAAAGGCAUUUUCCAGAGAUAAGAUUGUAGAUGCCACACAAGAAAUGAUUGCACUUGGAUGUUGCAAUAUAGCGGUAUCGUUUGUUUCGCCUCUCCCAGUGGCAGGAUCAUUUACCCGUACUGCAAUCAACAACAGCAGUGGGGUAAAAACUUCUCUAGGAUGUGCCGUAACUUCGGUUCUACUGCUGGCGUCACUUGCUCUGUUAGCCGAUGCUUUCUACUACAUUCCUAAGGCGACACUCGCUUCUGUGAUAAUCUCGGCUAUGUUAUUCAUGGUAGAUUACCGAGGGAUUGCCGAUAUUUGGCGCGUCAAAAAACUAGACAUGAUUCCCUUUUUAGGAACCGUAAUAGCCAGCAUUUUCCUCGGUUUAGACUACGGAAUAUUAGUGGGGAUUGCGAUAAAUUGUUGCUUUUUGCUGUAUCUGAUGGCGGUACCAAAGAUUACUAUGCAGCCACUUAUGAUUGAUGGAGUCAGUGUGCUAGUGGUAAAACCCAUGCAAGAUUUAGCAUUCUCGUCAGCCGAAUAUAUACGGGAACGAAUUAUUCGAGCUGUAAUGGAAGCCUACGAAGCACCGGUGGAACUGCUAGUGCUGGACGGUACCGGGGUGAACUUUAUCGACACAACCGUUACGAAAAAUCUAGCCAGCGUCGAGCAGGACAUGCGCACGAGAGAUGUGGGUUUCGCGCUUUGGAACUGGAGCCGCAGUGCUGCGGGUGCACUGGUCAGGCUGGACCAGGGUUUUGUAAGAACGCUAGCAAAUGAUGCAGAGCUAGCGGAAGUGAUACGAUCUUGGAAAGAAAGUCACAAGAAAGAUGCAUAGACAGGCCGGCAAAAAAUAAUUGAUUAUAUAUUAUGUAACAAGUACCUAUCAUCGAGCAACAAUUGCAGAGAACAGAGGUGCAAUUAUUCGCUUCUGUUCUUAGGAUAUUACAAUGAUGAUUAAGCACGAUUACCUCAUAUAUUAUUGCGCAUCUACUUGAAACUGUAAUUUUCAA
Sabethes cyaneus is the source of this 2184-nucleotide messenger RNA. RefSeq names its product sodium-independent sulfate anion transporter-like. Gene Ontology annotation, cellular component: membrane. Lineage: Eukaryota; Metazoa; Arthropoda; Insecta; Diptera; Culicidae. Bases 201 to 2009 code for a protein of 602 amino acids. The transcript is spliced from 3 exons. Gene Ontology annotation, molecular function: sulfate transmembrane transporter activity. Gene Ontology annotation, biological process: transmembrane transport. The record is from RefSeq and is a predicted model, not a curated record.